Diabrotica balteata is the source of this 1800-nucleotide messenger RNA. NCBI's taxonomy places the organism in Eukaryota, Metazoa, Arthropoda, Insecta, Coleoptera, Chrysomelidae. The record is from the annotation of a GenBank genome assembly.
AUGAGUACAAAUAAAGUGGAAUUGUAUAUUUAUGAUCUGUCCCAAGGCAUGGCAGCUAUCAUUUCCCCUACAAUAAUAGGAAAGAAAAUUGAUGGAAUUUGGCACACGUCCAUAGUGAUUUAUAACCGGGAAUAUUUCUUCGGGUCUAGAGGCGUUGAAAGCUGUAAUUCAGGUACUACAGCAUUAGGACGUCCACUGAGGGUAGAAGUUUUGGGAGAGACACAGGUCCCCUACACUGUGUUCAUUGAUUAUUUGAAAGGACUAUCAGAAUCUUCCUAUGCCGGUAAUACAUACAGUUUACUCCACCACAACUGCAACAACUUCUCCCAAGAUAUAGCUCAAUUUUUGUGCGGUACGUCGAUACCCAAGUACAUCUUAGACCUUCCCAACGAAGUACUCAACACCAGUUUGGGUCCCAGCUUUUUCGCUCUAGUGUCGCAGUUAGAAAACAGCGCUAGGCCCAUCAGAGAGGAACAAACCAGUAGUAUUAAAGAGACCAGUCCCGAUUUCGAGCAGUUAAACUCCCAGAUAGAGGAAGCAAGAUACAAUUCUUUUCUGUUGGAACAACGAAGGAAGAGCAUAAAGGAUAAAAUAGCCAAGAAAGAGAAAAAGCGGGAAAAGAAGCGCAAAAAGAUACUGGAAUCCGGCGGCGUUUUACCUCCAGAACUCAGAGACAACGUGACAAUGGCCGAUACAGAAGCAGUGAACGGACAAACUCAGCUGCCCUCAGAUCAAGCGCUAGCAAUGGAAGAAGAAGAAAGAAGAGAGGAGGAGGCCAAGAAGAAAGCCAGGGAUCCACCAAUAGUUUAUAAAGACAUAAUCGAUGUAAAAGCAGAAUUUGAUGCUUUGGUUGCCUUAAUCGACGGAAAGCUGACACCAGAAGAACAGAGAGCAACGGAAGAACUUCAGCAGUACAUGAUUGGAGAUGAAGGAAGCUGGGCAUUGAGUGAUGGGUUUUUGGAUUUCGUAGGACGAUUACUCAACGAUCCUCAAUUGUCUGUUGAUGUUAGAGUGAAGACAGUCAAUGUUUUGGCUAUGGCUGCCUUGAAAGAUGAUGUCAUAUUAGUUCUGCAUCAGGAUCGAAAGGACCACGUCUUGAUGAACUACGCUUUUGAAAUCGAUAGAUUGAGCAUUCAAGAACAGGAGGCUAUUGCCGUUUUUAUGGCGAAUAUGUUUGAGAAUUUGAGUUCUUCGGAAUGGUUGCUGUACAUUUCCGAAUGGUCAUACAACAACCAACAGACCAGCAACAUCAGGGUGACGACCAAAGUAGCAGUCCAUUCCCUUUUGUCGGACUCGCCAGUUUUGCAAGACCGAGGCUCAGCCAUUAUCCACAAUCUUGCUUGCAAGGAGAAAUUCAGAAAUUUUCGGAUACGACAACGAUUUCCAAAAGGGAGUUUAUCAAAGGUGUUCGAUGACGUGGCCGUCGAGCUCACCAUGGCUCUGCUGCAGUAUUUCAACUCCAAACCGCCAGAGGAGCAACUCUUCAGGUGCUUGAAGGCGCUAGCUAAGUUCGUCCAAGUGUCCACGCAAGAAGUGCCCCAACUUAUCCAGAUGAUCGGUCCCGAUCCAAGAAGUUUUAAGGGUACCAGCGAAAGAAUCGAUGUUCUAGUUGACCAAAUCGCCGCAAAGUUGCGGUAGAUGUUUUGUUUGCUCCGUUUUAUUUAUUUAUUUAUUUCAAAGUUUAUUAUUAAUGUUAACGCAGUGUCACGGGUGCUGGAUAAGGUCUAUUAUUCAAAUUAAUGGAUGAAACAAAAGGCAAUAGCGGGAUAAGAUGGUCAAAAGUACCCCGCACAGAUCAGC